AUGCGCGGGAAGUGUGCACGCGUGGACGAAGAUGUCUUUGGCCCCGUGGUGGAGGGCUGCCUGGACGACUUCGACUUCACGUUGCUCUUCGAAGAGACGAUCCUAUUCGUGCUCCCCGCCUCGUGUCUGCUGCUGCUGGCACUUGCAUGGCGGGGACCUGAGCUCAUCCGUGCUAAUGUCGUCGUACGCUCAUCUCUCCUAGGGCUCUUCAAGUUGAUUAUUUACCCUCUUAUUUUCAUCUCACAUAUACUCUUCCUUGCCUUUGCCUGCAAGAAUACUUCUGCCAACACUCGAGCGACGAUUCCCGUUACCGCAAUUGGGCUGCUCGCGAUCGUCGUCAUGGGCGCCCUGUCAUACCUAGAACAUCGAAGAUCUCCUCGUCCCUCGUCACUCCUCACGUUGUACCUCCUUGCCGCUGCGCCGUUGAAUGCGGCUCGCGCCCGCACUCUGUGGUACAUGCCGAGUUCGGAUGGCGUCGUUAUAAGUUUUACUGUUACUGUGGCCUUGAUGGUGAUCGCUCUUGGACUAGAAGUGGCACCAAAGGAUGCCCUCAUGAGGGAAGAGGGCGUCGGAAAGCCUUCUCCUGAAGAGAGGCGCGGCAUUGUGGAACGUUCGUUACUCACUUGGAUUGCACCGACUUUUGCAUAUGGUUACCGGAACACAUUCACAUCCGCGACGAUGCCUUCGGUCGAUCCCAGGUUGACUACUCUUGUCCAACUCCACUGGCGAGACCUGCUCAGUCCGAUACUCCCACGCGCUUGCUUUCUAAGCUUGACCCUAGCACAAGCCUUUCUUGUCGAGACGGCCACGGCGUCGGUCUCCAAUCCUAAGGCUACUCAACAGUCCCAGAACGCGCUAGUUGGUGCCUAUGUGUUGGUCUACCUUGGCAUGGCAGUCAGUCGCUCCCUGCCGUUGAUAGACCCAGAGGUAACAUACUGUCUUUAUCGCCAGAAUGCCGUGCGGGCUGCCGUCGCCAUGCGAGCCAGCCUUACAGACUUUGUAUUCCAACGCCUUUCGCACCUAGACUCUGCGAUCGAGCUCGCCGGCUCAGCUACGACCUUGGUCAGUGCAGACAUUGAGCGUAUUCAGUUCGGUUUUCGCGAUAUCCACGAAAUCUGGGCCAACAUGAUCACUACAGCGAUAUCACUGUUCCUAAUUGAGCGUUCCAUUGGUAUUGCCAUGGUUACUGGGCUUGGUGUCUCCAUUGUGGGAGCAGUCUGCAUGGCUGCUGUAUUUCUUGUGUCGCUUGGCGGCAGCAAAGCUCAGAAACACUGGUUCGAAGCUACCGAGACCCGCGUCGCUCAGGUGGUGAAGAUUCUGGCCGAGUUCAAGAGUAUCAAGAUGAUGGGUUACACAGCUGCGCUCCUUAGCAGUCUCACUGCCGCAAGGGUUCACGAGGUCCAACGUUCUCAGAGGUUUCGAGCGUUCGUGAUUGUGGUAGCCACGUUGGCACAAGCCGCCACUGCACUAGUCCCGGCUUUUGGAUUCGCCACGUACGUGCUGCUGCACAACUCUGGCGACGGGGAGGUCUUGAGUGCCAGUGUUGCCUUCGGGACAUUGACGCUCUUCAACAUCCUCACGUCGAGUAUCGGGCAACUGAUCGAUUCAAUAUUUGGCACGGUGACAGCCGUAGGUUGCAUUUCGCGCGUACAAGAACUGUGCACCAAGCACUACAGGUUAGACCCUCGUAAAACAAACAGUCCGGCUGAGCCUCCGCAAUCAGGCGUGGCCAUGAAUCAUGCCAGCGCAAAGUACGAUGAGGACGGCCACGACGUUAUCCAGAAGGCCAGCUUCGAAGUCAAGCCCGGCAUGGUCGUUCGCGUGGUAGGCCCAAUAGCAUCAGGAAAAUCCACGCUUCUGAAAAUGAUACUUGGUGAGGUGCGUUACUGCGCGGGUGAGGUAGCUGUCGGCGACAAAAUCAUCGGCUAUUGCGAUCAGAACCCCUGGUUGGAUCAUGUUAGCAUCCGGGAAAACAUUACUGGUCCCGCGCCUUUCGACCCCGAACGAUACGCUAACACGAUUCGCAUUUGUGCACUGGAGGCUGACCUGGAGAGCAUCCCCGGAGGAGAUGCCUGUCUUUGUGUUGGCAACGGGACCACUUUGAGCGGAGGCCAAAAGACUCGCAUUGGUUUAGCUCGUGCCAUCUACGCACGCCCGCGGAUCUUGGUCUUGGAUGAUUGUCUGAGCGGAUUAGAUGCCAACACGGAGCAUCUCGUGCUUGAGAAUCUCGUCGGUGCACGCGGCUUCAUUCAAGAACAUUCCAUCACUACUUUCUUGGUCUCGAGUUCACGGAAGCCUUUGCCUAGCAGCAUCGCAACGCUUUCGCUGGGGCCCGAAGGACCCGUACUGACUGAAAGCGCGUCGUACCAACAGCACGUCGCAUCUCCAUUGUCCCACGAUUCGAACACUGUGCGUGUAGCACGUUCCAGGGAGUUGAGUGAAGACAACAACACAGAAGCGCGACUCUUGAUAGAAGCGAACGGCGAUCGCCUUGAAGGGUUUGAGAAGUCAGGGGAACUCGCUCUCUACGUCAUGUUUAUGAAGGUUGCUGGAAGAAUCGGGUUGUUGGUAUUCGUCUUCCUGGUUGUCAUUUUUGUAGUGGGAAUUACUUACCCGCACUUCGGUAGAUCAGCACAGCAGUAUUGGUACCCUUACGGGCCUCUACUUGGGUUUGAGCAGUCUCGCCUUGUGCGCAUUCGCGGCAGCCUGUGUACAAUUCACACUGGGAAUCGCACCACGCAUUUCCAUCAAAUUUCACGCAUUGCUAGCCAAAGCGCUUCUUUCGUAUUACCACCAGGUAUGUAUCAAGUCAUAAGCUUGGGAUCGCUGACGGAUCCCUUGAACAGAUUCGCUCAAGACCUUGCCAUCAUAGAUCAAGAAGUUCCCUUAGCCUUUAUCGGUACUGUCCUCGUCUUCUUGCAGCUGCUGGCUCAAUGCGUCACUCUCAUCAUUGGUUCGCACUAUUCGGGAAUAGCUAUCCCCUUUCUGCUGGUAGUGGUGUAUUGCAUCCAAUCUGUGUAUCUGCCGACGUCCUGUCAAUUACGGUUGCUGGAUCUUGAGGCCAAAGCUCCUAUUGUGUCACUGUUUGUUCGAUCUGUCGAAGGCCUCGCGACCAUCCGAGCUUUCGGGUGGUUGAGUCAUACCCAGAUCCAGUCAAGGAGACAUAUCGUCGCAUCUCAAGUGCCGUUCUACCUCCUAGCGACCGCGCAGAACCUGCUCAGUCUUGUCCUCGAUCUCGUGACUGCGGCCCUUGCGAUCAUCGUCAUCUCAAUCUCGGCCAGAACGCAUGAGGCGGGCCUUGGGCUGGCGCUGUUCAGCAUAGUGGGAUUGGGCACCUCGAUCAAACUCUUGAUUUCGCAAUGGACGGAGCUGGAAACCUCCCUCGGUGCUAUGCGGCGCAUCAACAACUUUGCUGAAAAUACUCCCUCCGAGUUCUCGCCCUAUAGAAGCACGAUGCCACCCUUCGACUGGCCGAGCAAAGGGACGGUAGAGUUCUGCAAUGUUUCACUGGCAUACAGUGAUACUAUGCCUCCUGUCGUAUCUAAUGUAACACUCAAGAUCCGGCCAGAGUGGAAGGUUGGAAUUUGCGGGCGCACUGGCAGUGGGAAAAGCACACUCAUCUCGUCUAUCCUCGGUCUCGUUCACAUACAGCAGGGUAGCAUAAUCAUCGACGACAGGAACAUCUCUGUCCUCGAACCAGACUCGCUACGUUCGAGCAUAACAGUGGUCCCGCAAAAUGCCCUGUUGCUACCUGUGGACGUGCGGACGAAUCUGACUCUAGGUGCGGUACAAGUUCCUAGUGACGAAAAGAUUAUCGCGGUCCUCAAAGAGCACGGCCUGUACGAAAGGUUCCAUGAGCGAGACGGCCUCGACACGCUCAUCGUUGACGAUCUGCUUUCCCAUGGAGAGAAGCAGAUCUUCUGCAUCGUGCGAGCACUCCUUCACAAGAGUCGCUUGGUUCUGCUGGACGAACCUACGAGCAGAGCCGAUACCAACACUCAGCAAAUCAUGGACUCUGCUGUGCUGGGAGGCUUCGAGGGCUCGACGGUACUCUAUGUCGCGCACCGUCUCGAGAUCUUAUCGCAGUUUGACCGCGUCAUGGUCAUGGACAAAGGUCAGAUCGCCGAAUUUGGCGACCCGCGCGAGUUGCUGCAGAAGCCCGACUCGCUCUUCGCCAGCACGUUCAGCAAGGCAAACUCACAGAUCAGCAGCCAAAAAUCGUAG
Penicillium antarcticum is the source of this 4224-nucleotide messenger RNA. RefSeq lists its product as uncharacterized. The record is from RefSeq and is a predicted model, not a curated record. Bases 1 to 4224 code for a protein of 1407 amino acids. NCBI's taxonomy places the organism in Eukaryota, Fungi, Ascomycota, Eurotiomycetes, Eurotiales, Aspergillaceae. Gene Ontology annotation, molecular function: ATP binding; ABC-type transporter activity; ATP hydrolysis activity. The transcript is spliced from 12 exons. Gene Ontology annotation, biological process: transmembrane transport. Gene Ontology annotation, cellular component: membrane.